Chiroxiphia lanceolata (lance-tailed manakin) is the source of this 3673-nucleotide messenger RNA. RefSeq names its product ral guanine nucleotide dissociation stimulator like 1 (gene RGL1). Gene Ontology annotation, molecular function: guanyl-nucleotide exchange factor activity. Gene Ontology annotation, cellular component: plasma membrane. The transcript has 18 exons. Gene Ontology annotation, biological process: Ras protein signal transduction; positive regulation of GTPase activity. NCBI's taxonomy places the organism in Eukaryota, Metazoa, Chordata, Aves, Passeriformes, Pipridae. The record is from RefSeq and is a predicted model, not a curated record. The coding region runs from base 77 to 2443 and encodes 788 amino acids.
GCGGCCGCCGCGCUCGGGGCGGAGCGGCGGGGGCAGCGCGGCGUGUCCCGUCCAGGCGCCCGGAAAGGCACCGAGGAUGAAACUGCUGUGGAGAGCCAAAAUGACCACAUUUCAGGAUGGGGGUGAAGAGGUAGAAGAGGGAGCCGUCUACAAUGUCACCCUUAAAAAAGUGCAGAUUCAGCAGGCUGCCAACAAAGGAGCAAGGUGGCUGGGGGGUGAAGGAGACCAGUUACCUCCAGAGCAUACUGUCAGACAAUAUGAAACAUCCAAGAUCAGGGCUAUAAAAGCUGGAACUUUGGAGAAACUGGUGGAGAACCUUCUCACAGCUUUUGGGGAUGCAGAUUUUUCCUACAUCAGCAUCUUCCUCUCAACAUACAGGGCCUUUGCUUCUACCAAGGCAGUCCUGGAACUUCUCCUGGACAGGUUUGGAAACCUGGAAACCUCAAGCCAUGGAGAAGUGGCAAACCUGAAUGCCUUCGAAUCCGAGGUCGCGCUCAGGGCUGAAAUAGCAUCAGUCUUACGGGCCUGGCUCGAUCAGUGCUCUGAGGAUUUCAGAGAGCCACCUGACCACACAUGUUUGCUGAAAUUGCUGGAUUACCUGAAGAACAAUAUGCCCAAUUCUGACAUGGAGAGUAAGGUGCAGAACCUCUUGAAGCAGUUCCAGAACCAAGAAGCGGAAACUGUUGAUGGGUUCUGUAGCACUUCCUCCAGUGACCUGGUUGAUGGAGAGGAAUUGGAGAUCAGCAAUCCAGAAGAAUUCUCCUCUUUUCAAGACCAUAUUGUGGCAGAACAGUUGACAUACAUGGAUGUGAUGCUCUUCAAGAAAGUUGUGCCCUACCACUGUUUGGGAUCCAUCUGGUCUCAAAGGGUUAAGAAAGAAAACAAGAACCUGGCUCCUACUGUCAGAGCCACCAUUACUCAGUUCAACACAGUUACCAAAUGUGUUGUCAGCACUAUCCUGGGGACCAAGGAGCUCAAAAUCCAGCAGAGAGCCAAAAUCAUUGAGAAGUGGAUUCAUAUUGCACAUGAAUGUAGGAUCCUGAAGAACUUUUCCUCCUUGAGGGCCAUCAUUUCAGCACUGCAGUCCAACUCCAUCUAUCGGCUGAAGACGACCUGGAUGUGUGUUUCAAAGGACAUCCUGCUGAUGUAUGAAGAGCUGUCUGAGAUCUUCUCAGACCAUGACAAUUAUCUGACAAGUAGAGAGCUGCUAAUGAAGGAAGCAACAUCCAAAUUUGCAAAUCUGGACAGCAGUGAGAAAGAAAAUCAGAAAAAGUCACAGAAGCGACUGCAACUUCAAAAAAAUAAGGGAGUGAUGCAAGGCACAGUCCCUUACCUUGGCACCUUCCUCACUGAUCUCAUCAUGCUCGACACAGCCCUUCAGGACUAUGUCGAGGGUGGUCUGAUCAACUUUGAGAAGAGACGAAGGGAAUUUGAAGUCAUUGCCCAAAUUAAGCUCUUACAAUCUUCAUGCAACAGCUAUUGCUUGAUCCCAGACCAAAAAUUCAUCCAGUGGUUCAGGAGCCAGCGGCAUUUAACUGAGGAGGAGAGUUACAAACUGUCACGGGAGGUGGAAGCAGCUGCUGAUACUAACAUCCUAUCUCCAAAAUCCCAGAAAAGCAUGGUGAAGAGGAUCAGCACACUUUUUCUGGGCACUGAUGUGAUCACCCCACCCAAAGAGCAACCCCCAAAGAGCUCUCCCCUAGGAGGGAGCUCUGGGGAAAGCACAGAUUCGGCCAGUGUUUCAUCAUGUGAGUUUAAUCACUCCGAAAGUGAGGAUGUCUGCGUGACUCCCAUCUCCAGUCCUGAGGACCCUCUGAAAAAGAUCCCUGGAUACCCCUUAUCCUCCUGUUCUCCUGACUCUUCCAUGAGCACACCUUCCUCGGGGGUGUCACCUUUACCCUCAUUCCCUACUUUGCUGCCCUCCAGUGAUGACAAGAGCUCUGUUGGCUCCGACAAGGGCUAUGACUCCGACAAGGGCUCCAUCGGCUCCGACAAGGGCUCUGGCUCCAACAAGUGCUCCAUCUUCGACAAGGGCUCAGGCUCUGACAAGUGCUCCAUCUUCGACAAGGCUUCUGGCUCUGACAGUGGCCCUGUCUCCGACAAGAGCUCUGGCUCCACGACAUGCAGCACUUCCAAAGUGCUCCCUGUUUACAACCGGCAGAACGGAGGCGCCUGCAUCAUCCGGGUCAGCAUGGAUGGCAUCAACGACAGCGUCUACAAGAGCAUCCUGAUAACUAACCAAGACAGAAUUCCUGAUGUCACCCAGAGAGCCUUGCUGAAGCACAACCUGGAGCCUGAUGCAGUGGAAGAUUACGAGCUUGUGCAGGUCAUCUCUGAGGACAAAGAGCUGGUGUUCCCACGGGAUGCCAACGUGUUCUAUGGCAUGAACAGCCACGUGAACUUCGACUUCAUCCUGCGGAAGAAAGCAGAGCUGGUUGGCUGAGACUUCACCUUCGCUGCCGUCCAGUGUUAGGGGUGGAUGUGUCAGUAUUACCUGUUGAAAAUGUGCAAUUGGAGGACUGGGCAGCCCUGGGGCAAGAGGCUGCCACCUUUGGCUUAAGGGACACCCCACGAGCCAACUCUGUGAGAAAACAGUCUCCUUCGUGCCAGUAUUACACAGAAGAUCAUCUGAAUUUAUUUUUACACAGCUGAAGAAAGUUCUGAGUGCACGUCUGCCUGAACCAGCUGAAGGCUUUUUGCACUUGUUCUGCGCCAGAGAAUUACCUGUUUUGGAUAUGGUUUCCAAAGAACUUUAAAAUGAAUGAACUGCACUUGCCUUUGGAUGAUCGUCAUGAAUUGUUCGUGAACGGGACAAACACACACUACUUGUGUUGGAUUGAGGUCUUAAUGCCAUGACAGGGUGGUUUGCCUUGGACUUUAACCCAGGGAGCAGAACUUGAUGCCUUUCUCGUGUGAUGGAUGUACCUCCUCCUCAUGUGCAAUUACUCUUCAUGAGCAGAACUUUUAAAUUUUUUAAAAGCCAUAAGUGAGACGCUGGAUUGUAAACAGCCCUUAUUUGAGAUACAUUAAAUAGAUACAGUGUUUCGGUUUCCUUAGAUAGCAUUGUGCAAAUUUAGGAGUUAGUUAUUAUCCAAAUAGAUAACUUAGGACUGUUAAGGAUCAUUAGUUAAAAUAAGAGUUUUAUCCAUGCCUGGGCCUUUCCCCCCCCCCAGUUCUGUCGCACUAAUUUUCAAAACUGGGCUCAGGUUCCGUAAGUUUUACACUACAUUUGGAUUUAUCACUUCUGUUUACAAGUAGGUAAACCAGACCUAUUGUAGGUCCAACAGGCCUGUUGUACAUCCAAGAGACCUAUCGCAGGUCCUAGUCUGAACAGUUUAUGAAUUCCAGUUGUAUCUUGGUUUAGAGGGUGGUAGAGGGAGGGGGUUGUUACUGAGCCUUAACCUUCGUCCAAAUUUAGGGCAAGACCAGAAGUUAAGUUUUCUCUGCAUUUUGGUUCAGUGUCAGUGUCUGUACAGAGCAGUUUCCCAUGUACAUACAGCAUAGUUCCUAAUGUAUAUAGUACUGUUCACUCAGAGGUUGUAUGUCUGUGUUAAGCUGAAAAGUGAAUGUUCUGGAUUUUAAAAUUACACUCUCCAAAUGUUUAUAUAUAAGAGGUUUUUAAUUGCUUACCUGUAAUCUUUAUAUGAUAAGUAUAUAAAUUGUUUUUCAUUAA